Tachyglossus aculeatus (Australian echidna) is the source of this 1187-nucleotide messenger RNA. It is a transcript of the gene C11H16orf78, whose product is annotated as chromosome 11 C16orf78 homolog. Bases 155 to 1042 code for a protein of 295 amino acids. NCBI's taxonomy places the organism in Eukaryota, Metazoa, Chordata, Mammalia, Monotremata, Tachyglossidae. The record is from RefSeq and is a predicted model, not a curated record. The transcript is spliced from 5 exons.
CCCUCUCCCUCCCUCCCCUCCCCCACCCCUUUCCCUUUCCACCUGGGGGCCACUCAUCAGGCCUGGACAAUCUUGAGGAAACAGAAACCCACCACCCUACUGCUGAGUGAGACAGGGGAGAAAGUGAGCAGGGGAGGGUCUCCAAGGGAUCAAAAUGACCGAACGGAGCCGGCGGACCUCAGAGGAGCGGAGGCUCUCAGAUGCGACACGGGUCCUGGAAUGGCUCGAGAGGAGACGUAACAAGGCCAUGCUCACCUCCAACAAGAAGGAAUCAGUGAAUCUUAAGAAAACCCAGGAUUCACUAGAUAACCUGAAAUCCAUGAAUGAUAACCUGCUGAAGCAAGAAGAAAGCAAACUGAGAAAGCAAUUGUUUAUUCGGCAAGACGAUGGUCCAUCAGUUUCCAAUACCACCUCAUCGUCAAACAGGAAGGGCUCUCUGAAAUGGUCACUUCAGGACAACCAUCAGGGAGGCCGGGACCGGAACCGCACAGAUUUGUCCGGAAGCUACACCCGUGAAGCCCGGGGCAGCAAUGGACGGGCCUCCAAGAGAGCAAGCGUUGCUUCAGAUCAGCGAUCCAUCAAAGAAAGCUCAGACGAGGCAGGCUCCUCCAGGCAGUCUUCCACCCGCCCUCAGAGCAGCGGAAGAUGCAGCUUCUCCAAAGGCCUAGACCCCAACAUCCUGCUCAUGCAAGAUGCCGCUAUGGGAUUCCCUUCUUUCCGCAAAGCCGCCCAGAAAGAGAGGAACACGAGGGGCUUCGUGCUGCCUGACUCCUCGAGUGGCUUCCCGGCGCUCGAGCGGAGGCUGAAGGACAUCCUGGAAAAAAGAGAAGCCCAGAAGCGUCAGGAUUCCACGACCCAGGUGUCAAUGAAGCCGGAAGAGAUUCUGAGCUGCCGAUACCUACGUCUCUCCAAAAACAACAUCAAGACUUUGCUCAAGCUGUGUAAGGAUGCAGGGAUGAAUGUAGAGAUCCACCCGCACAUGACGGAAUCCGAACUUAAUGCCAAGACCAUAUUUAACCGAAAUCCCAGCAUAUCCUUGUGAAUUUCCCAGGCUCUGCCCGCUUCACCAGGCAAGCGGACCCAUCUGCCCCCUACAACAUUCUGACAACACCACACUGCACUCCUGCCACUUUCCUGUGCCUGUCCAGCAGAACCUCUGCUUCACACUGAUAAACAGCAUUAACGAA